Annulohypoxylon truncatum is the source of this 2718-nucleotide messenger RNA. RefSeq lists its product as uncharacterized. The record is from RefSeq and is a predicted model, not a curated record. NCBI's taxonomy places the organism in Eukaryota, Fungi, Ascomycota, Sordariomycetes, Xylariales, Hypoxylaceae. Bases 578 to 2290 code for a protein of 570 amino acids. The transcript is spliced from 3 exons.
CAUAUAACUUCCAUCAUCUCGCUUACGAUUUUCAGAAGCCAGGCCGCCUACAAAGGUCAAGCUUAUUUACACCAGGGCCGAUGAUGGGGAACCGUGCAUACCCCCGAAUCCUUACCGAUGCAACAUCGACUGUGCACCUAGGUCCGAAAAACAAUGGACUUGCUUCUUUUUGCGCACAUGGAAACAUCAAUGAAAACGCCUGCCCGAUCUAAAGGUUAGGGUUGCCCAGUAAGCCCCGUCCGAGACCCGUUGAGGACCAGACCUCGUCCGUUCAAAUUAGGACAUAUUUGCCUAGGAUGUAUGGACCCCUGCAGCAGCGACAGCUAUUUGGCUGACGAGAGACCCCAAUGUCAAUCGGGUCAAUAAGAUCUCUCAUCAGUCCCGCUUACAUAUGAACUUCUAUUUUUCUCACCACUUUUGUGAAAUAUUUCCUUCUUUCUCUUCCAUUCAUUUUCUUACUCUGGCUCUGCUUGGUAAAUUCGAGCCUUGACGCUAUCAUGAGUACCGUUAUUUUGUGCUGGCACCCGAUCUCUCGCGACCUAUAAGGAUCUCAGAAGAGCCGACGCGCUCUCACAAAAUGGCGAAACUCACGUCGCUAUUUCAGAUAUCAAUAUGGCUUUUAGCCGGACAGGUGUCGUGCGGCUCGAUCGCAGCGUGGUGGAACACAAGAGGACCCAGUUUCAUAAUGCAGGACGACGAUACAGGCGGUAUACGAUAUAGUCUCUGCAACAGCAACUCCACGCCAAUAUUCCCGGACGACAAGACUCUCGCAGCCCCUUUCUACAAUUACAUUCCCAAGAACAAGACGAGUUUGGCCGCGUCCGGAUGGACGGAUAGCGAGACCGCCUGGGCGUCUAUCUUCUAUUUGGAUAACAACGACGAAAUUAUUAAUGCGUUAUUGAAAUGCGAUUGGAACACGGGGCAUUGGCAAAACACGGGCGAAUAUAUCACUUCGGGAGGUUCGCCUAAAGUGUCGCCGACCUCGGCUUUAUCAGUCGUGCUGCUAGGGUCCAUGGAUGGGUAUCGCGUUUACUACAACGACCUCGAGGGAUCUCUGCACCAGAUCGGGUAUACUACCGCCACGUCGUGGGCGUACUAUGGCCUCGUUUCCAACGACAAGACUUCGGCGCAGGCCAUCGGGUCCACCUUCUCCAAGAAGAACAUCACGGUGAUGAGGCCUAGGGAUGACAACAACAUAGGGGUGUCGCGCCUGUUCAGCGACAACCUGUGGCAUCUCUCCACCUUCCCGGAACCCCUAGCAGGAAGCAACGCGACCAACGCAACACAAGCAGCAAACCUAACCGUAAGCUCGAGCGCAGCCAACUUCAGCCUCCCGGCGUGGAACGGCAGCGCGUCGGCGCUCGCGGUCAGCAUCGACGACGCGUACACGCGCAGCGUCUUCUACAUCGGGACGGACCGCAACAUCCACCAGAUCAGCAACAAGGACUACGCGUGGAGCGUGUCCGACCCACCCUCCGACACCGCCGCCGCAGCCGCGUGGCCCCAAGCCGACGUCGCGGGCGGACCCAUCGGCAUCGCGAACGCGUUCGGCGCCGACGUGCUGCGCCUGUACUACGUCAGCGGCGGGCGCGUGGUCGAGGCCAACGGCGACGGCGGGACGUGGGCCGCCGCCGCGGCGCUGCCGAGCUACAACGCGAGUCAGGCCUCUUCUUCUUCCUCCUCUUCGUCUAACUCGACUGGUUCCGCGGACGGUGGUGAUGAUGGGAAUGGAGGGUUGAGCGACGGCGCGAAGGUGGGGAUUAGCGUCGGGGUUACGUUGGGCGUUAUCGCGGUGGCGGGGAUGGGCGUCGCGUUGUGGUUCUUGAGGUACCGACAGCGCAAGAUUGAUGAGAGGAAGGCGAAGGAGGCGGCGGGCGAGGGCCCGGCUUUGGGGCCUGGUGCUGUGGGCCCCGGGAGCGCGUACGGUGGGCCGUCGGAUAAGACGGUGAGUAGUCAUGAUGGGUACGCGGCCGGGACUCAGGGGUAUCCCGGGCAGAAUGUGAAUGCGUACGGACAGCAGGUGCAGGGCGGGUAUGCGCAGCAGCCGGGUGCCGGGGGGUAUGCCGUCGGGGCAGGAGCGGAGGGGUAUGGGUAUCCUCAGCAGGUGCACCCGGGGGUUGGUCAGGAUGGCGCGUGGGCGUACGGCGCGCCGGUGGGGGAUUAUAAUGCACAACAGCAACAACAGCAGCAGCAAUAUUAUUACCAGCAACAACAACAUCCGCAGGAACUUGCGGAGCCGGAGAGGCCGGUGGAGUUAAUGGGCGAGGGGCAUUAUAAGGAGGUGCCGUGAUAACCUACCUACCUAGGUACGUGGUUAAAAAAGAAAGGAAUAAAAUGUCCGGUGGGAGGUAAUGGUGUUUUUCAGAUAUAAAAAGGAAAACUUGACUCAGCAUUUACCUUCUAUGGCAUCCGAUAUCUGGUGUGGGCAUUUGGACACAAUGCGGGUAUGGGGUUAAACCGGUGUUCGGAGAGAAACGGAGAGCAGGAGGCUUGCGUCUGUAUAUAUAGGUAGAUACCUAAAUGCUUCUCGGCAUGAUACUGCAUAUGUCGUUGCAUAUAUAUAAUCGAACGGCGUAUAAUAAGUGCUAAAAGUGUUCGAAUUGACGACAGGUCAUUGUUCUCGUAGUAUCUAUGUGCGUAGUAUGACCCCUUUUUGGUUUCAUACGACAUGAGUAAGAACCCACAAGUUUAGCUUGCGAGAGAAAAUAUAGUUAAGAU